Molecule: messenger RNA, 2188 nt
Organism: Pseudogymnoascus verrucosus
Lineage: Eukaryota; Fungi; Ascomycota; Leotiomycetes; Thelebolales; Thelebolaceae
Gene: FET4
Product: low-affinity Fe(2+) transport protein
Exons: 3
Coding region: 436-1971 (511 amino acids)
Biological process (GO): transmembrane transport
Source: RefSeq, a predicted model, not a curated record
UUUGAACCAUACUAGAAUAAUGUGCCAUUUUAUAUAUAACCAGCCUCCUCCAGCCAUGAUAGAGUUCAUUUAUUCCUCACUCACAGUCUUCCAUCUACACACCGAGAUUCGAUUACAGAAAUCGAAUUCAUUAAACACUAAAACGAGAUUGAACAGGAGCAGAGACUCCUGCGAAACGCUGGCGACUAUCAUCUCUUCCCAUGGGCUAACAGGCUUCAUCAAGCCUGUUGGCGAGCUGCUAGAACCCACCCGACCACCAUAGGAUGAAGGAUAGAUCUAAUCUUCCAGUUUACUACUUCCUAACAACCAUUUUCAGAAUCGUUUACUAGACCAUCGAGCUGGGCAACUCAACGAGCACCAAGGUCGGCUCUGCGACCAUUACUCUCUCCUUCAUAACCAAAUCGCGGACCGGCACGUUUCUCUAACGCGCAAGCAAUGGAGCGGUUAUUGAAAGCCCUUCGCUCUCCAGGCGGUAGACGCGCAGUUGAGUGCACGGCACCGACACAAAUGACAGUGCAUGUCGAGGAUGAAGGAGACAAGGCGGGCGAGAUUUCCGUUGAAAACGACAAUACCUAUAAUCUCACAACGAAGGCUGGACGCUUGGAUCGGUGGCUCGAUAAGGUCGUGGAAUUCUCGGGCUCGGAGCCCAUGUUUCUCACCAUCAUCAUCGCCCUCCUCGCCUGGGCAUUCUUGGGGAUUCGAUUUGGACAGUUGACACAGUGGAAAGUCGCUAUCUCUGACGCCCAGGCCAUCCUUAAUAUGGUAUUUGACGCCUUCCUCAUGCGCCAGCAGCUGAAUUCGUACGACUCGCUCAUCGAAGUCUCAGCUUGCCUCAGAUCUCGCACUACUAGCAACAAGAGAAUGCUGCGGAGCCUGAUCGAGAGCGGGAAAUAUGAGAAGGUCAAUCCGAUGCAAUUUCACGAGCUGGAGCAGACAGAAUUCGCAUCAGAGCUCCCUGUGGAGAGCUUGCUAGGCCGAAUAUCCACUGCCUUCUCCACCUUCCUAGGCCACAUCGCUACAGUGGUCGCUUUCUGGGUGUGUAUCUUCAUCUGGAUUGGAUUUGGCCAGUACUGUGGCUGGUCCGACACAUGGCAGUUAUACAUCAACUCGGCCACAUCAGCAUUGAUGGUGUUAAUGUUGGCAUUCUUGGCAAACAUUCGUGAGCGGCACAGCAAAUACACUACGAAAUGUCUCGAAUCCAUCUACGAGGUUGAUGCUGCUCUUGAGCUUAGACUCCGAACCGCCUCCGGCGACACGAUUGAAAACGCGCCCGUCCACAUCCCAGUUCCCGAGAGGAGCAGAAUCCAACGCGCAAUCGACUACUACGCGGAUCUGGUUGGCACUCUUCUCGGGAUCGUAAUCCUGGUCUUUGCACUGAUCGUUUGGGUCGCGAUUGGCCCGGCACUGUCCUUCAAUUCAAACUGGUGGCUCCUCAUCGGCACGUAUGCCGGGCUGAUAGGCAUGAACGAUGGGUUCGUGCUGCGCAAUGUGCACAACGUGCUACAUGGCUACGAAGAUGCCCAGUUUGUCCAGGUGACAUACGACGACAUGGACAUGCUUGCUGUGAUUGGCGUCACGCAGCUCAAUGAAGAGCGCGUCGCGGCCGACUCACUCACCUACCGAAUCUCGGUCAAGAUGGGUGAUUUCUGCUCGCACGAACUCACGGUCGUGUUGGGCGCCAUCGUGAUUCUAGGCCUGGUCAUUGGCGCCAGUGCAAUGGAAUGGAGUGUUACUGGACAGCUGCUCUGUAAUGUCCCGCCUAGUAUCAUCGAAUCAUUCUUCACGAUGAUCCUGAUCACUGGUCACAAUAUCGGAGAUGCUAAGAGGCGUGUCGACCUUCACAACAUCUACCUGCGAAGGCUGAAAAGUAUCACAUAUGUCAAUACGCUGGCCAAGCCUGAGAAGCAGGAGAGGUUGUUACGCCCGCACGAUCACACGGAACUUAUGGAGGUCAAGAUUGAUUCGCUUUAGGUGAGGAAGAGCCACGAGAAGAGUAGAAAAGCAAAAUUGAGUUGGAUAGGGAGAGGAGCUGAAAAUAUGACGCCUUUGUUCAACACAAUGGUCGAUUUAGCUUCAGUAGCCUCUAAAAGUUUUGUUGAAUUACCUGAUUUUUCGCGUUGAUUUAAGUAUUAGAAAUCAUGAUUUUAAGUAGUUAUUUUCCUUUUACAAUACUAUCAUACUUAACCAG